Molecule: messenger RNA, 555 nt
Organism: Bactrocera neohumeralis
Lineage: Eukaryota; Metazoa; Arthropoda; Insecta; Diptera; Tephritidae
Exons: 2
Coding region: 1-555 (184 amino acids)
Molecular function (GO): nucleic acid binding
Source: RefSeq, a predicted model, not a curated record
AUGACCUCUAAAUUACAGCCGCUGGAUCAGGGAGUAAUUCAAAACUUGAAAGUUUUUUAUCGUACCAGAAUAGUAAAAGAAGCACUAAAGCGUAUAGAAGCAAACGAAAAACAAGAUAUUACACUUACGGAUUGCAUCAAUCAUGUAACAAAAGCUUGGGAUAUUGACGUUAAAAUUCAAACCAUAGCGAAUUGCUUCAAAAAAGCUGGAUUUGGUCAAUACUCUGAAUGGGAAGAGGAAGAUGACAUACCUCUGACUGAUUACGAAGCAUGGUUAAAAGCAAACAAAAUAACUUGCAGUGCUACUCUUCAGGAUUAUAUUGCAGAAGAUAAUGAUCUUUGCACAACUGGCUUUCCUACAGAUGCUGAUAUUGUUGAGAAUUACUGCCCUGAAUUAGAUGAUCCAAUAUUAAGCGGAACGGAGAGUGACGGCGAGGGAUCGGUAGAAGAAACUAUUCACCAGCCUCCAAAUGCUUUCCGAACAUUGAGUUUAUAUUUGCAAACAAAUGACACUACAACUGAUGAGCACUAUACGGCUUUAAACAAAUUAGAUUAA